Molecule: messenger RNA, 4144 nt
Organism: Lycium barbarum (goji berry)
Lineage: Eukaryota; Viridiplantae; Streptophyta; Magnoliopsida; Solanales; Solanaceae
Product: cation/H(+) antiporter 18-like
Exons: 5
Coding region: 322-2733 (803 amino acids)
Biological process (GO): regulation of pH; proton transmembrane transport
Cellular component (GO): membrane; endomembrane system
Molecular function (GO): antiporter activity
Source: RefSeq, a predicted model, not a curated record
GUCCUAAACACACAAUUCCCCAUAUCUCUCUCACUUCCUCUUUCUCAUUUUGUUGUUGGUUAUUAAUUUAUUUUGCCAUCAGUUCCAAACUCUUUGGAAAAGUUUUUCUCUCCUCCUUUCUCUCUCUUAUCUCUUCUUUGUCUUCUUCUUCACAAUAAUAAUAAUAAUAACAAAAACCUGCUCAAUUCAUCUACCAAAAUAAAUUCUCCUCCAAGAUUUUGCAGAGAAAGAUAUUGUUUUGAAGUGCAGAUUUUUCUCCAAUUUUCAACUUUGUCCAAACUCUCCAGCAUUCAGAUUUUAUUGUUUUCUUCAAGCUCAAACAUGGCUUCAACUACCACCAUGAAUUGUCCAACACCUAUGAAAGCUACAUCAAAUGGAGUAUUCCAAGGGGACAGUCCAUUGGAUUAUGCACUUCCACUUGCAAUUGUACAAAUAUGUUUGGUGCUUGUACUCACUCGAGUCCUCGCCUAUCUUCUCCGUCCUCUAAGACAGCCCCGCGUCAUUGCUGAGAUUAUUGGAGGAAUUCUACUCGGUCCAUCUGCACUUGGCCGGAACCAGAAGUAUCUAGACUUAAUAUUUCCACCAAGGAGCCUCACAGUGUUAGACACUUUAGCCAACUUUGGCCUCCUUUUCUUUCUUUUCCUUGUUGGGCUCGAGUUAGAUCCAAGGUCUAUUCGUCGUACUGGAAAAAAAGCUCUUAGUAUUGCCCUUGCUGGAAUUAGCCUCCCUUUUGCAUUAGGAAUAGGGACAUCAUUUGUUCUUAGAGGAAGUAUUAACAAGGGAGUUAGCCAAGGUCCUUUUCUAGUCUUCAUGGGAGUUGCCCUUUCUAUCACCGCCUUCCCCGUCUUGGCUCGGAUUCUAGCUGAACUCAAGCUUUUAACGACUGAUGUUGGUCGAAUGGCCAUGUCUGCUGCAGCAGUUAAUGACGUGGCUGCUUGGAUUUUGCUUGCCCUUGCUAUUGCCCUUUCAGGUACUGGUCAUUCACCCCUUAUUUCACUAUGGGUACUUUUGUGCGGGACCGGAUUCGUCCUGCUUUGCACGGUCAUUGGCCCUCCGGUGUUCAACUGGAUGGCUAAACGUUGUGCUGAUGGUGAGCCGGUUGAUGAGUUGUACGUCUGCGCUACACUUGGAGCCGUGUUAGCUGCAGGAUUUGUUACUGAUACUAUUGGUAUUCAUGCCUUAUUCGGGGCUUUCGUGCUUGGAGUUCUUGUACCUAAGGAAGGACCGUUUUCCGGUGCCUUAGUGGAAAAAGUUGAGGAUCUUGUUUCCGGUCUAUUCCUUCCGUUGUACUUCGUCUCGAGUGGAUUAAAGACAAAUGUAGCUACUAUUCAAGGGGCACAAUCAUGGGGUCUUCUUGUUCUAGUCAUAUUUACGUCGUGUUUUGGGAAAAUCGUUGGCACUAUUUUAGUCUCACUCUUGUGUAAGAUGCCCGUUCAGGAAGCUGUUACGCUUGGUUUUUUGAUGAACACGAAAGGUCUAGUGGAGCUCAUUGUCCUCAACAUCGGAAAAGAUAGAGGGGUACUGAAUGAUCAAACGUUUGCCAUCAUGGUGUUGAUGGCCCUCUUCACGACGUUCAUCACGACACCUAUAGUGGUAUCAGUUUAUAAGCCGGCUAAACUGGCUAUAACCAAGUACAAGAACAGAACGAUUGAGAGGAAAGACAUGAGCAAACAACUCCGAAUCUUGACCUGUUUCCAUAGCACGAAGAAUAUUCCCACGAUGAUCAAUCUCAUCGAGUCUUCUCGUGGUACUGCAAAGAAAGAAGGACUCCGUGUCUAUGCAAUGCACCUUAUGGAACUUUCUGAAAGAUCUUCCGCGAUUUUGAUGGUCCACAAGGCUAGAAAAAACGGACUGCCUUUUUGGAAAAAAGGAGAUGUUUCAGAUUCUAAUCAAAUUGUUGUUGCUUUUGAGACUUUUGAGCAUCUUAGUAAGGUGUCCAUCCGGCCAACAACUGCAAUAUCUCCGAUGAAUAGCAUGCAUGAGGACAUAAUCACUGGUGCAGAGAGAAAGAGGGUCGCGAUGAUAAUUCUCCCGUUCCAUAAGCAUCAACGAAUCGAUGGACAUUUGGAAACAACAAGAGCUGAUCUUAGGCACGUUAACCGGAGAGUCCUUCAACACGCGCCUUGUUCAGUUGGCAUCUUGGUAGACCGAGGACUCGGUGGUGCAUCUCAUGUAUCUGCUAGCAAUGUUGAUUUUAAAGUAACCGUCUUGUUCUUCGGGGGCCAUGAUGAUCGCGAAGCACUUGCUUAUGGUACGCGUAUGGCAGAGCACCCUGGCAUUAACUUGCUUGUGGUUCGUUUUCUAGUGGACCCCGAGGUUGUUGGAGGGAGUGUCAAGUUAGACAUGGACAAAACUCAUAGUUCUGACGAGGGUCAAUCCAAGGAUGAAGAGUUGCUUACCGACUUAAAACACAAAACUUCCAAUAACGGUUCGAUCAACUAUGAAGAGAAGUUAGUAAAGGAUGCAGCAGGGACUACAGAAUUAAUUCGUGCAUAUAACCGAUGCAAUUUGUUUCUCGUAGGAAGAAUGUCUGAGGGUCAAGUGGUAGCAGCUUUGGAUAAAAAGAGUGAUUGCCCGGAAUUAGGUCCUUUAGGUAACUUGCUAACUUGUCCCGAAUUUUCAACUACAGCGUCGGUUUUGGUGGUGCAACAGUAUCGAAGUGAGUUAUCUCAAGAUUCAAUCAAUUCGUUGAAGGAUGACGAGUUAACAGAAGGCGAUAAUGAUUCAAACUGAAAGUACUAGGUAGGUCCAAAUGUUCGAGUUGUGUUGAUAGUAAGUGAGAACACUGUUGAUCCUCCUAGGUAGGUUCAAAUGUUCGAGUUGUGUAGAUAGUAAGCGAGAACACUGUUGAUCCUCCUAAUGUGUGACAGGAAGUAACACGAAAAAUAGGUAAAAGAAGUAGUCACAAUUAGUUUGUACAGUAACAGAUAGCUAAGGGAAUGUUAAGAGUUAGUUCAUUUCCCUUGCUUUUCCUUCUGCCUUUGUGUUUGUAAUUAGAGCUGCAAAAUCUCCAAGCUUCUCUGAAGCUAUACUGCUCGGAAUCUCCGAAAAUGUUUCCGCAUCUGUAUCGGAUCUUUAAAAGAUGUGGUGCUUUUAAAGGGUCCGACACGUACCGACGAUAUUUUUAAAGAGUUAGAGCAACAUAGCUUUGAAAGAUCACAAGUGUAUCCUUAUCCUAAAUUUCUUGAUUUCAUAAUUGUCACAGUUAUCUUUUACUUAACAAUGUAGCCUUUGAUUGCAUUAUAUAUUUCAUCCAAGAAUAAUUGAUAUAAUAGUAUCACCUCUUCUGACCAACUACUCUGGUACCAAAUUAACAUUGGGAGUAAAUUUUCUUUUAUUGUUUAUCAGAUAGCUAUGUCGAAUUAUCAUGUAGAAUAAAUGUUGGUUUUUUAAAGAUGGUGCACCAAAAGGGGUUGAAAUUAUUGAUUGAAAAUGUCUCUCAAUAAUUUUAUUAAGGAUGGAGGGCUUUAAAUAGCCAACAUGGAAACAAAAAAUCUGCAGAAUAUCUAUAGAAUAAAAUUUAAAGUCCUAAAUUAUCUCAACUAAAAACUUAUCUAACUAAGUUCAAUUAUAAAUAAAGACUCCUCCGACAACUAAACUACUUAUUAUUCUAGUAAAUCAGCAGUAACAAAAGCAAAUAUACAACACUCCUCCUUUAUUUUAGUUACAGCAAUCAAAAAAUUGCUCCCUUCAAUUUCUGCUUUUGUUGGUACUGAAUUCUUUAGAGUGUUUUUGAAUUUGCACACUUUUUUACCACGACUCUCCCUUCUUCUCUCUUUUUUUUUUUUUUUUUCCCUCUCUUUCUUCUCUUGGUUUGGUGCAUAAAAGGCAUUUUCAAUAAUCUUUUCUUGUUUGAAAGCUCUUUGGAAAGUGUUUUAAUAGGAUUUGCACAGAGUGUUUGCAAGUAACGUUCUUCCAUUAUAGCAUUCCAUAAAUCAUAUCUGGUAGUUUUCGCCGGUGAAAGUUUUUGGGGCAUUCAAAGAGAGGUUGCUGCUUGCCAUGUUUGAAAAUAGGUUAAAACUGAUAUUGCUUAAAAAUCAGUAUUGCUUGAAAAAUAGUCCUGCUUGUUGAAAAUAAGCAAGGAUUAAAAAUGAGUUGAAAAUAGUUUUUGAAAAUGGUUAUUUAGAUGAACACAUAUCCCGUA